AUGUCGAUCUUACAGGCUGUUGUACGCGGAUUCCUGCGUGGUGCCGAGAGAGGCAUGACUUCCAAGCGUGGCAAUAAAAACUUCUAUAAAGGAAGAGGGGCUAAGUCCAGCGGGACAAAGACAAAAAGAGGUGGAUUUGUAGUGCAACCACAUAAGAUUCCGGAAUUAAUGGUGCCUGAUUUGACCGACUUUGAGCUAAAGCCGUACGUUUCCCAUAAAGCUUUAAAGAUCAAUCCGCCUAUCGUUACAUCAGAAGAUUUGCUAACUCGCUUGCCAAUAAAUCAAGAGAAGUCAACGAUAAGACCACAACAAGCUUUAGACCUUGGUAGCCCAAAGAAUAAGAAAUAUCACGAUUUCAGUAAUAUCUCGUUACAAAGUAAAACGUAA
Messenger RNA from Trichoplax adhaerens, 387 nucleotides. RefSeq lists its product as uncharacterized. NCBI's taxonomy places the organism in Eukaryota, Metazoa, Placozoa, Uniplacotomia, Trichoplacea, Trichoplacidae. The record is from RefSeq and is a predicted model, not a curated record. Gene Ontology annotation, cellular component: mitochondrial large ribosomal subunit. The transcript has 5 exons. Gene Ontology annotation, molecular function: structural constituent of ribosome. Bases 1 to 387 code for a protein of 128 amino acids. Gene Ontology annotation, biological process: translation.